AAGAGAGUUGCAUCAGAUCAUACGAUAGUGAAAGAAAAUUUUUGCGAUUUUUUUUAGAACCGAACGAGGCGAUUUUAUUAAAAAAAACCUUCGAAACUACUUCAACAAUUUAUCAAACAAUAAGAAUUUCAUAAAAAAUUAGAAAUCAUGUCUCUUGUACCAUUUUGGCGCAUGAUGCGGAUGAUGGACCAUCAUUUCAACUCGAUGGCCCUUCGUCAUGAUUUUUUCACACCUCUAAGUGCAACAUCUGUAUUUCGUGAUAACUUUUUCAAAUCCUGGGACAAUGAAAUUUCUGUCAAAGAUGUUGCAUCAUCCGUAACAACAGACAAAGAUAAAUUUCAAAUUACUUUGGAUGUGCAACAAUUUAAGCCAAAAGAAAUAACGGUUAAAACGAAGAACAAUUGUGUCAUUGUUGAAGGCAAACAUGAAGAAAAACAAGAUGAACAUGGUUUUGUCACCCGUCAUUUUGUAAGACGAUUUAUGUUGCCCCAAAACCACGAAGCAUCUGAUGUUGUCUCCAAUUUAUCAUCAGAUGGUGUCUUGACCAUCACGGCACCAAAACGCGUUUUACCAGAAGAUGAAAAUGAAAGGGUUGUCCCUAUAACACAAAUGGAGAACAAAGAGGCUAUUAAGAAUUAAUAUA
This is a messenger RNA of Ctenocephalides felis (cat flea), 643 nucleotides long. Its product is annotated as protein lethal(2)essential for life-like. Bases 148 to 639 code for a protein of 163 amino acids. Gene Ontology annotation, biological process: response to heat; protein refolding. The transcript has 3 exons. The record is from RefSeq and is a predicted model, not a curated record. NCBI's taxonomy places the organism in Eukaryota, Metazoa, Arthropoda, Insecta, Siphonaptera, Pulicidae. Gene Ontology annotation, molecular function: protein folding chaperone.